Messenger RNA from Panicum virgatum (switchgrass), 2737 nucleotides. Its product is annotated as pentatricopeptide repeat-containing protein OGR1, mitochondrial-like. The record is from RefSeq and is a predicted model, not a curated record. Lineage: Eukaryota; Viridiplantae; Streptophyta; Magnoliopsida; Poales; Poaceae. Gene Ontology annotation, biological process: RNA modification. Gene Ontology annotation, molecular function: protein binding; RNA binding; zinc ion binding. Bases 62 to 1873 code for a protein of 603 amino acids. The transcript has 3 exons.
AUCACCGCAAUUACCAAGGUGACUCAAUGGACUAGCGCACCACCCCGUCCAGGCCCGCCUCAUGCCACCACCGCCGCCGUCCACGGCCGCGGCGGCGGCGGCGCAGCAGCUGGAGUCCCUCCUCCCGCGCCUGGCCACGCUCUCCCACCACGAGCAGUUCCACGCGCGCCUCCUCACCUCGGGCCUCCUCGGCUCCCACCCGCCCCUCCGCGCGCGCUUCCUCGACCGCCUCGCGCUCUCGCCGCACGCCGCCGCGCUGCCCCACGCGCUCUGCCUCCUACGCUCGCUGCCCAGCCCCGCCACCAACGACCUCAACGCCGCGCUCCGGGGCCUCGCGGCCUCCCCGCAGCCCGCGCGCUGCCUCCUCCUCCUCGCCGGCCGCCUCCACCCCGCGACCGCGCCCGCGCCCGCGGGCGCGCCGCCGCGACCCCGCCUCGACGCGCUCUCCCUCUCCUUUGCGCUCAAGGCCACCGCCCGGUGCUCCGACGCGUUCGCCACGCUCCAGCUCCACGCGAUCCUCGUCCGCCUCGGCGUGGCCGCCGACGUCCGCCUGAUGACCACGCUGCUCGACUCGUACGCCAAGUGCGGCGACCUCCCGUCCGCGCGUAAGGUGUUCGAUGAGAUGCCCGUCCGGGACGUGGCCACAUGGAACGCGCUGCUUGCGGGGUUGGCGCAGGGGACGGAGCCAGACCUCGCGCUGGCGCUGUUCCACAGGCUGGCAGGGAGCUACCGGGAAUUGCUGCCAAGGGAGGAGCCCAAUGAGGUGACCGUUGUCGCCGCGCUUUCUGCAUGUGCACAGCUUGGAGCAUUACAGGAUGGAUUGGGUGUGCACGAUUUUGCUCGUAAAAUAGGCACUGCAAACAACGUUCGUGUCUGCAACUCGCUUAUUGACAUGUACUCCAAGUGUGGCUCAUUGAGCCGGGCUCUCGAAGUGUUCCAUUCCAUGAAGCUAGAAGACCGAACACUUGUGUCCUACAAUGCUACAAUUCAGGCGCUUUCCACCCAUGGGCACGGAGCAGAUGCAUUGAAGUUGUUUGAUGAAAUGCCAUCGUGGAUUGAGCCAGACGAAGUAACUUACCUUGCUGUUUUGGGUGGGUGCAACCAUGCUGGGCUUGUCAAUGAUGGGCGUAGGGUUUUCGAUUCCAUGCGUGUUCCUCCCAAUAUGAAACACUAUGGCACUGUUGUGGACCUUCUUGGCCGUGCAGGCCACCUUGAUGAGGCACAUGACAUGAUUAUGCGUAUGCCAUUUCCAGCAGAUAUUGUCCUCUGGCAAACAAUGCUCGGUGCGGCCAAGAUGCAUGGAAAUGUGGAGCUAGCGGAAUUGGCUGCCACAAAGCUUGCUGAGCUUGGUUCUAACGUUGAUGGUGACUACGUGCUCCUCUCCAAUGUGUACGCAUCCAAGGCUUGGUGGGCGGAUGUUGGUCGAGUUCGUGACGCCAUGAGAAGCAAUGAUGUGAGGAAAGUCCCUGGCUUCAGCUACACAGAAAUAGAUGGUGUAAUGCAUAAAUUUAUUAAUGGUGACAAAGAGCACCAUAGGUGGAGGGAGAUAUACAGAGCUCUAGAUGACAUUGUGUCAAGAAUUAGUGAACUGGGAUAUGAGCCAGAAACAAGCAAUGUGCUACAUGACAUUGGGGAGGAGGAGAAGCAGCAUGCUUUGUGCUAUCACAGUGAAAAGCUGGCUAUUGCAUUCGGAUUAAUUUCUACACCACCUGGGGAGACUAUUCGAGUGAUAAAAAAUCUCCGAAUAUGUGGAGACUGUCAUGUGGUGGCAAAACUUAUCUCUAAAGCCUAUGGCCGGGCGAUAAUCAUCCGGGACAGGGCCAGAUUCCACCAGUUUGAAGAUGGACAGUGUUCCUGUAGAGAUUACUGGUAAAAUGCUGGUACACUGGUCAUGAGAAGGACUACUACACAUGGCAUGAGCUCCUGGAUACAGGAUCAUGUGAGAUGACUCCUUUUCUAGUGCGAAAUGUGGAUAAAAUUGGAUAAUGUGGGAACUUAACUACCAUUUGUCAGCUCAGGUUCACCACAUCAACAGGUUCUCAGAAGAUGCAAGCUAUCUUACUUACAUUUGCAUGACGAGCUCUUGAGUAUGCCUAUUUGAGGAGCUAUCUUGGAAGCAGAAGGAAACUUUGUGCAUUGUGCAAGCUUGGAAUUUAAGUUGUUCAACGACUGCUACCUACCAAUAUUCAGUUAUUCACUACCCUACAAGCUUCAACUGUCUGAAAUUUGGGGCUGAAAAAAAUAUGCAUCUUUGAUAGUUGGUAGUCUUCAAGGAAGACCUAGUCUUUUAAGCCUAUGGUACUAACUGGAAUCGAAUCCACUUGAUACUGCUAGGUAAUGCAUCUGUCACAAAAUUCUUCAUAAGCUUCAUUCUUGUUUACUUAAAUUAGCGGAGGAGGGGAAGGGUGGGGACAACACCCCCAGCCUGACAAAUUUUCUUACCAAACGUAUUGGCAAUCCAGAUAAUGUUUGGAAGAUUGAAGUUUCUUAGGCAUGAAAUUGCUUGGUGCUAUAAGAGGUUCACAAUGGGGAACAGUAUGUAGAAUUUAGAUGCCAAAGUAGUGAAAGAAGGGAUCAAUUCUAAGAAACAGUAAAAUAAAUGAGCAUGCCUUUGCAAACAGUGAAUAUUCAUAUCGUGGUAUUUACAGUGGUGCAGCUCUGUACCAAGAGGACAUGUAUCUUAAUUCUUAUGCCCGAAGGUUACAUCAUAUGAUAAAACAGUUGUGUUUGAAAGGUA